AUGAAACUGACAACUUGGACAUGCAAAAUAUUGCCGAUCAUUACGGGAACAAAUGAAAAAUUGAAAAAGUUAAAAAGUUUUGUUUUUGAUAACACUACCGGCAUUUUGAACUUAAAUUCUUCUGACUUUGACAAUAACCUUGAUAAUAUUGAUAUUUCUACGCUUCUUUUCACUGAUGGAUUUUCUCCGGUGCCAUCCUUUUAUGGUAAUUUCGUAACUGGUCGAAAUGAACUUUAUAAAUUAGAGGAUUUGUUGACUAGGCUAGAAAAUAAUUUUCUUUUGCCUAAUGCUAACUUGCAAAAUUCAGUAAAUGACCUCGAUGAGUUGGAAAACUAUUCGAGGGGCAAUGAAGUAAAGCAACACCUUUUUGAUUUACGAGAUUCGCCAGGUAGAACCUCGAAUGCGAUUGGUCUUGACCAAGUGUUAAAAGCAAACGCUAAUGGCUUCAUUAUUGCCCAACGAGGCGGAUUGAGUUCGUAUUUAACUAUUGGAAAAAAAGACUCUUCCGGUAAACUAGAUUAUGAAGAAAUAGGAGAUGAACACUUAUCACUAAGAUCUUUAAAUGUUAACGCCAUAAUGGAGACCCUUAAAGGAGGAAAAUAUCGAGGUUUUCGGAUAAUUGAUCCUUUCCAACCUGAUCCAAAAGUGGAGAAUGCUAUGAAAUACCAAACCCUUUUUAAAUAUUCGUGCCAGGCGGGAAGAAAAGAAUUCACUAAAACCCACAUAGACAGAUUUCGUAAUUUCCUUCAAAUAAACAUGGGUACAGAUGGUGGUGAAGAAACUGAUAAACGAAAAUGUUUUGGCUUUCAAAUCACUGAUAUUGAUGACAAAGGCAAAGGACAUUAUCAGAGUCGUUCUGGCUGCAAUCCUCAAGCCGGAAAAACUAAAAUCACCUAUGAUAUCUGGGCUGCACCAAAUUUAGAUGAAGCUAUUGAUUUGGCAUUUUUCGGCGUACCUUAUGCAGGAAUGAAAAAUGUUGAUAACAGCCUGCUUUUUUUAAACGAAGUGGAGGGAAAAAGGAGAAAAGAAAUUUUAGACAUUUACUACGAACAUGGACUUAAAAAUAAUUAUGAAACUGGAAAAUACUCUCCUGGAAGCGGUUAUGAUAAGAGUAAAGCCGAAGAAAAUAAGGAUAAAUUACAACAAAUAAAAAAAAUCUCAGUAGAAAAUUCAAAUAAUAAUGAACUUCCAUCCAAUGUCCUCAGUAAAAUAAGAGAAUAUCGAGCCUCCGAAACUGAUACCUUGGCUCAAAAAAUCUAUGAAGAAGCCGAAAAAAUGAAAGCGGCAGAUAAUGUUACCAUUAGGACUAUUGAAAAACUAAAAGAAUUAGUAGGCGUAGCAAAAAAUUACCAAAAUAUGGAAGAGGUUUUGGAAAAAUGUAAAAUUGCUGCUCUGCCUGAAGUUCAGUCUAAGUUGAAAAGAACAGUCGGUAACGAGCAAAUUUAUCAAAAGAUAAUAACCAGCAUUGAAAAAGACGCUAUUGCUAUUAGCCAAGCAACGGAAAUAUUUACCUGGUCCAAACAAUCUUUAGAAAUUCAGGGAACAGACGAAACUCAGGAAGAAAAUUCUAGCGAUACCGAGGGCUAUGCCACUAAAGCCUACAAAAAAAUCCAAACUUUUUCCAAAAAAAGACAAGAAAUUGUUGAUAAAUCUCACUUAGCCAAAGCAAAAACCAAGGAAGAAUUAGAAAGUUUUUACAAGGAAAUGAAAGAAGGAGAGAAUUUUACCGGCAGUUUAAAAGAAACAGUUGAAAAAAAAUCCUAUCCGCGGGCUGAAAUAAUUGCUUCGAUAAGAGAAAAAAAAGAUAAUGCUAAGCCGGAAGAAAAAGCCUUAAUUGAGUUAAUAAAAGAUUUUGUUAUCAAAGCAGAAAUAGAUACCGAUUUCGGUGAUGAUUCUAAUAGAACAGAUUACCAAACUCUUAAAAAUAAACAAGAAUCUUUAGCAAAAUAUACCAAAACUGGAACUCCAGAGAAUAAUGUUUUUGAAAGUUUACCGUCCGAACAAAAACAGACUAUCAAUCAAUUGCUUUCAGAACUUUCCAGUAAAGUAGAGAAAAUGAAAAAAACUAUCGACCAGGAAGAUCUGGGAGGGAAAGAUAAUUCUAAUAAUAGUGAAAAACCCUUUUAUAAAACUACUUCUGGAAUAAUUAUCAUUAGCACAGCAGUAGUACUUGUUCUAGGUUUAACAUUCUGGUUUUUCACAAAAGGUAGUAAAAAAAAAGAAUAA
This is a messenger RNA of Entrophospora candida, 2226 nucleotides long. NCBI's taxonomy places the organism in Eukaryota, Fungi, Glomeromycota, Glomeromycetes, Entrophosporales, Entrophosporaceae. The record is from the annotation of a GenBank genome assembly.